Messenger RNA from Bemisia tabaci, 5802 nucleotides. It is a transcript of the gene GCS2alpha, whose product is annotated as glucosidase 2 subunit alpha. Gene Ontology annotation, biological process: carbohydrate metabolic process; N-glycan processing. Gene Ontology annotation, molecular function: alpha-glucosidase activity; carbohydrate binding. Lineage: Eukaryota; Metazoa; Arthropoda; Insecta; Hemiptera; Aleyrodidae. The record is from RefSeq and is a predicted model, not a curated record.
AUUAAUUAUAUCUGCUGUAGGCACUUAUCAUUGCAUGUCCUUCCUGUCGAACACGUAUCCGUCCGUCGCAUUCGGAUUCCAAGAUAAGUGAUCAUACGGUUCGGUUUCCGCGUCUUUCUUAGUCGUCUUGCAGCCCGGUGAGGCGAAAUCUUCCGACUUUUCGUUGCAAAAGCGUGGUUUAUUUUGUUUCCAUGCGUUUCAAUUAAACACUACGAACAUGCAGUGCGUCUAUCACCUUAUCACUGCCAUUUUCCUCAUUUUGACGUUUGUUGAAGCUGUUGACCGAAGCAACUUCAAAACAUGCGAACAAAGCAGUUUUUGCCGGAGAUGCCGGAAGACUGCUCCUGGAAUAUCUAAUUUUGAGAUUGCCCCAGAAACUGUUCAAGUGUACGAAACAAGUGUCAAAGCAGACCUUAUUGAUGCCUCAACAUCUGUAAAGUAUAAGUUAGAACUUACUGCCUUAGCUGAUGCCACUUACAGAUUGACUGUUGAUGAAGAGAAACCGAUCAAAGAACGUUUCAAAGUUCCUUUUGUACUGCUUCCUGUAACCACCGAACCGUUGGAAGUGUUGGAGAAAACAUCUGAGAAGAUCAUAGUGAAAUCUGGAGAAAACAAAGUUAUUGUUCACUAUGCUCCGUUUAAAUUGGAUUGUUUCUCUCAUGAUGAGUUGGUUAUUAGUGCUAAUUCACAAGGUCUUAUGAAGUUCGAGCAUCAAAGGAGGAAAACUGAUCCGAAUCCAGCGCGACCUGAAGGUGAAAAUCUGGAAGGAGAGGCAGGUGAUGACAAUAAGCUGAAUGAAGUGCAGGAAGAUCCCGGAGCUUGGGAAGAGAACUUCAAGUCACAUCAUGAUAGUAAACCUUAUGGACCAACUGCUGUUGCAUUGGACUUCACUUUUGUCAACGCUCAUCAUGCUUAUGGUCUUCCAGAGCAUGCUGAAACUCUAGCCCUCAAGUCUACCAAGAAAGGUGAUCCAUACCGGCUGUACAAUUUCGAUGUUUUUGAAUAUGAAAUUCACUCGACUAUGGCCUUGUAUGCUGCUAUGCCCUUUGCAGUUGGACUUGGCAAGAAAGCAAGCGGAAUAUUCUGGCUGAACGCCGCAGAAACUUGGGUGGAUGUGGCAUACACUCCCGACUCAGAAGCGAACAAUGUCAUGUCAUCCAUAGUGAACUUUGUCUCUGGCAGUCAGACAGAUGAGAAAACAAAGAAAGUGGACCUUCAUUUCAUGUCAGAGAGUGGCAUUAUUGAUGUAUUUUUCCACUUGGGACCGUCACCUCAUGAUGUUUUCCGUCAGUACACCAAACUCACAGGAACCAGCUUCUUACCUCCGUAUUUCUCAUUAGCAUAUCACCAGUGCAGAUGGAACUAUAAUGAUGAAAAUGAUGUUUUCAAUGUUGCUGAAAAUUUUGACAAGUACGACAUUCCGAUGGACGUCAUGUGGCUUGAUAUUGAAUACACUGAUGGAAAGAAAUACUUCACUUGGGAUGAACACAAGUUCCCUCAUGCUCUGGAAAUGGUCUACAAUCUCACAACAAAGGGAAGGAAACUCGUUGUCAUCAUUGAUCCUCACAUUAAGCGCGAUAGCAAUUACUUCCUCCAUAACGAUGCAGAGAACAAUGGCUACUACGUAAAGAACAAAGAUCGGAAAGACUAUGAGGGUUGGUGUUGGCCUGGAUCCUCAAGUUACCUCGAUUUUCUGGACCCAAAAGUAAGAGAGUAUUAUGCCUCUCAAUACAGUACUUUCCAAGGCACCAACACAGACGUCUACAUCUGGAAUGAUAUGAACGAACCAUCGGUUUUCAACGGCCCAGAAGUGACCAUGCCCAAAGACUGUAUUCACUAUGGAGAUGUCGAGCACCGAGAGCUCCACAAUAUCUAUGGUUUCAUGCAGACCCUAGCAACAUAUGAUGGUCUUUUAGCACGUGGCAAAGGUAUGAAACGACCGUUUAUUCUGACACGCUCUGCCUUCUCUGGCUCACAGAGAUACGCUGCCAUCUGGACAGGUGAUAAUGCCGCUGACUGGACUCACUUGCAGAUCUCAUACCCAAUGUGUCUGUCACUGGCCAUUUCCGGCAUGUCUUUUUGCGGUGCUGAUGUUGGAGGCUUCUUCGGAAACCCCAACCCAGAGCUCCUCGUUCGAUGGUACCAGACAGGAGUGUUUUUGCCAUUUUUCCGAGGUCACGCCCACAUCGACACUAAACGCCGUGAACCUUGGCUUUUUGAUGACCAAACUGUUGAACUUAUCCGUCAAGCAAUCAGACUGCGUUACUCUCUCCUGCCUCUCAUUUACACAACUUUCUAUGAACACACCAUUACUGGCCUGCCCGUCAUCAGACCCCUGUGGUCAGAAUUUCCCCAGGAUGUCAACACGUACGAUGUAGAUAAUCAACUCAUCCUUGGAAGCAGCCUAAUGGUCCGUCCGGUCCAAGAAGCAGGUGUGUCCUCGGUGAAUGUUCUGUUCCCUGGUCACAAUGAGUUGUGGUACGACUUGCGAUCAUAUCAGGCUUAUAAACCUGGCUCCAUUGAAAUGCCAGUAGACAUUAGCACCAUCCCACUAUUCCAAAGAGGUGGCUCAAUUUUACCCCUCCGAGAACGUGCCAGACGUUCGUCAGUCCUGACUUUACAUGACCCAUUAACGUUAUUGGUUGCCUUGAACAGCAAUGGCACAGCUACAGGAACACUUUACCUCGAUGACGGUGAUAGUUUUGAAUACCAAAAAGGACAAAGGCUGUAUAUGAAAUUCGAGUUCAAAGAUAAUGUGUUGAGCUCCUCGUUUCUUAGUGACACUAGCUAUGAUACAAGUUCAUGGAUUGAGAGGGUACUUAUAAUAGGAGCAUCUUCUGGACCAAAGCACGCAACCAUCAAAAGUGCAUCUGUGAACGGAAACGUAGAAGUAAUGUACAACAGUGGUACUCAAGUGUUGAUGAUUCGCAAACCAGCAGUUAAAGUAACUGAAGAAUGGUCAAUAAUUCUUCAUUAACUGAUACUAGAUCAACUUUAGACAAUAAAUUGUGAUUUCCUUCUGCUUUUGAACUGGGUGACAACAAUGAAUUACGAUUUGUAACCAAGCCAACCUAAGCACUGCCGCUGAAGACCAAUCCUAAAUGAUGUGCUUCAAUCUAGAUAGCUCUGAAGAAAUUGCUCAUUGUAAAGCAGAAUUUUCUUUUCAUUUUUGAUUUAUAAUUAAUUUCGAUUUAUUCAUUCAUAAUUUCAAUAGCGUUUUAAAUUUUUUGAUGUAAGGGCAGUGUGUUAUAUUGAAUGUAAGAAAUUCAAUCAAUAUAAUAUUGGUGAUCAAGUGGUAGUAAUUGGUGAAGUAAUAAAUACCAAGGUUAACAAUUCUAAUAAACCACUAGUACAUCGUUUGCGAGAAUAUAGAGAAUCAAAAUGAUAAAUAUUGGAUUAUGUGGUUCUACCGGUAAAAUGGGAAAAAUGAUAAUUGAAAGAAUAGGAAGUUUUGAUUCUUGUAAAAUUUCAUCAACAUUUUCCAGGCAAAAUAAUGAUUUAGAUGAAUUUUGUCGUAAUUGUCAGGUAAUUAUAGAUUUUUCAAAUGGCGAAUUAUUAGAAAAAUUGCUCAAAUCAGCCAUAAAAUAUAAAAAUAAAUUGGUUAUUGGUACCACCGGUUUUGAGUCAAAAGUCUCAGAUCUUAUGCAUUCUGCUUCAAAGGAUAUAGCUAUAUUAUAUUCUGCCAAUAUGAGUCUAGGAAUAAAUUUACUUGCCAUACUAACUGAAAAAGCAGCAAAAAUUCUUGAUAAAAAUUAUGAUAUAGAGAUCUUAGAGUCUCACCACCGGAUGAAGUUAGAUAUUCCUUCUGGCACUGCUCUUAUGCUUGGUAAAACAUUAGCGGAAGCAAGAAAUAUAGAUUUUAAGAAGGACGUAAUUCAUAACCGACAUGGUAAAAGACUGUCGGGCGAAAUUGGUAUCGCUGCAAUUAGAGGAGGACAUGUGUACGGAGAGCAUGAGAUAAUGUUUCUAGGUGAUAAUGAAACCAUCAGCUUUAAACACCAAGCUCUUAAUAGAGUAUCUUUUGCUGAUGGGGCAAUUAAGGCUGCAAUUUGGAUUGCUAGUAAAGAAACUGGUUUUUAUUCUAUGCGUGAUGUACUUAGUCAACUCGGUUAAAAAUUUAUGUAUAAAAUAUAUUAAAUCUAUUUUUAUAUACAAAUAUCAUUGACACUAUGCCUUAUUAAUAGUCUAAAUGUCAACUAUUGAAGAUAUGUACGUGGGGUCGUAAUGUCUCGUAAAUAUGAGCUUAGCUGAGUUGGAAUUUUAUAUGGUAAUAAAGUAUCUCAUUCACAAAGAAAAACUAAAAAGCAUUUUGAGCCUAAUCUAAGAAUUGUAAGAUAUUCAAGUGAUAUUAAAGUAAAUUAUGAAAGAAUUUGGUCCUGGAUUUCCAUGUUUCGAUGCAGAGUGAUGAGUUGAGCUAGUCUCGUCGUUGAAAAUUGUUGGUCACCCAAAAAAAUUUGUUCUUUGUUUUAGGUAUAAUUUUGUACAGUUUUAGGUCACCGUGGUUAAGUGAUAUUUUUUUUUGUAAUUAGGUAUUCAUUAGUGCAUCAUAUGUUUUUAGGAGAGGAACUAUGUGUUACAAAAGAACUGAAAUAUUAAAUGAUAGCCAAACCCAUCGAUAAGAUUCAAGGUGCAUUUCCGAGUAAAGUUUUGUUUCUUUUUUUUCAUUUUAUUUAAUUUUUUUCAUCCUAAAGUAUCAACCCCCACAAUUAGCUCAUGCCUAUUUCUAUCAUCCCUCUUUUUAAUGUAGCUUUUAUUUUUCCUGUGAAGCCCAGCCAAAAACGAGGCAAAAUAAUUUAAAAGAUAGGAGCCUGAUGAAUUUUGAAAAAUACCUAACUGUUUAAAAAAGAUUUUAUUGCCUCGUUUGUAUGAAAUCAUAUUAGUUGAUCUCCUUGCUCACAAGACUCUUUUUUUUUCCCAAAAAUAACAGUACGAAAAUGCUACAGAAAAAUUGUAACUUCUCUUGCUAUUUCACAAUCAAGGAGCAAUGUAUUAUAGAGUGCUUAAAAAAUGGGCUAUAAACCUUGUAAAAAUGUCUAGAACAUGCGGCUUAGAAUACAUUUGGAUUGUCACAAAAAAGUAUGUCUUGACAGCAUCACAACAUUGUGAAAAAAUGCUCUCAAUUAAGUAAGCCUUGCCCAUCAGCACUCGGUAACUCUGAGAUAAAGCAGGAAUGGUCCACAUUGCUAUUUAAGAGUUACGAUUGAUGCGCCAAGCCAAAAUCGACUGAAUGUUUUUUAAUUAUCACGAAACAAUUUUUAGCAUAAAUUAAGACAGGCACCCUAACUAAACAUUGUGAUAGUAGAUUUAGGCAGGCCUUUAGCUGUUUAAUGAAGCAAAAGAAAUUGAAAAAUUAGUUGGUAACUUUCCCUCCUCAUCUAUAAGUUGAUGUCUUAAUUUAUAACAUUCUAUCGGUACUUUUGUUUAAGAAAGUGCCCUCUCAGAAAUUGAAAAAAUAGUCGAAAAGAUCAAAUUCUUAAUUAAGUCGACAUUAUACUUCACAGCUCAAAGUCAAGGUUUUGAGGUAAAAUUUGUUAAGUAAAUUAAAUUCAUUUGUUUUUAAUUCUCAUUGAAAGAUAGUACGUACCUUAUGUUUACCCCAACAUUUAAACUCAAGUAAAAUAAAUUAUGAUUUCAGUGAUAUGAAUCUUCUGUUUAUUGGAGGACAACAGUACACUAUAAGGUAACAAUCACCCUUCAAGUAUUUGAGUGAAAAUGCAGCUCUUCUAUCUCAUUUUUACUGCACUUUGUGUAAACUUUCAAUGUCAUUAAUUUUCUGUUUUUGCAAUAAAAUUAAUGUUUACC